This is a messenger RNA of Oryzias melastigma (Indian medaka), 7226 nucleotides long. Its product is annotated as NACHT, LRR and PYD domains-containing protein 14. Lineage: Eukaryota; Metazoa; Chordata; Actinopteri; Beloniformes; Adrianichthyidae. Gene Ontology annotation, molecular function: protein binding; nucleic acid binding. The record is from RefSeq and is a predicted model, not a curated record. Gene Ontology annotation, biological process: DNA integration. The transcript has 25 exons. The coding region runs from base 121 to 4992 and encodes 1623 amino acids.
GAAAUAGCCGCAUUUCCCGCAUGCGUAGUGCUGAUAGGGUGGCGGUAACGUAUCGGGUUAGCCGCUGCUGCUCGCUCCAGCGUUUCCCUACAGUUGUGGAUCGCCAGAGUUUCUUUAACAAUGGAAUAUACGUUGUUUAGAGAACUCUACGCUUUCCUCCACAACAGAGAAGUUCCGUCGUCCGACGAAGAGCGGCGGAAAGUUAAAAGAAUGGCGACGAACUUCACACUACGAGAUAACAGACUUUACUAUACUGGACCCAGCAAGGAGUACAUGCGCAUGGUGGUCAUGUCGGACGAGGAGAAGAAGUCUGUUCUGAUGGAAUGCCACAUUAACCCUACUAACGGGAAGCACUUCGGUUUGAGAGGUACCCGAAACAGGGUCAUUGCUGGCUACUACUGGCAAACGAUAAACCACUGCGUCUCCGAAUGGCUAAGAUGUUGUCCUCUUUGCCGGCUGAAAAUUCCAGAGAAGACUUUGCCUCCACCAUCACAACCCACAAAGAUCAAAGAACCUUGGGAGGCGAUUGCCAUGUACGUAAUCGGGCCAUUCUCAGAAACGCUCGAAGGGAACCAAUAUGUCCUGACGUUGAUCGACUUGUUCACCAAGUUUGUGGUGGCAGAACCUCUGAAGUCCAAGAUUGUGGCUGAGGUCUCGCCAGUCUUGACCUCAAAGUUGUACACAUUUGGUUUUGUCAGGAAAAUCAUCACUGACCAGGGAAAUGAGUUUGUCAGACAGCUCAACGACAUAAUUUUCAACGAACUGAACAUUGAACAGGUCGUCUCCAGUGAGUGCCAACCUAAGGCCAACGCCCAGGACGAGAGGAUCAAGCGGGCUCUGAGAAAGUACAUCAACCAGAACCAGGGUUACUGGGACAUUAACCUUGCUGCUGUGGUGUACAACUUGAACACUACAAAACAGCCCUCCUUCCGCCACAGUCCGUAUUUUCUAUUCUUCCAACGCCAUCCCCGUCGUCCAGUUAUGAUUAACGCCUGUCCCUUGGAUGAUAACUUUGAAGUCGCAGUUCCAGGAGAGGACACCGACACCAGAGAUAAGGAGAUGACGUUUCUGAAUGAACAGGCUCUUAACGACACCGAGGAGGCACAGGACACCCAGGGGACGAGCUUUGGAACACAGAAACAAAACCAAGCUGCUGCAGUCAAAAUGCCUGAGAGUAGAAAGAGGAAGAGGUUGAGCUCGUGUUCUUCUCCCAGGAUGUUAAUCGAGUCGCCUGGAAGGUCAGAGUUCCCAGCAAGCACCAGUAUGUCUAUGAUGAGUGAUACUUCAAAGUAUAAUCCACCAAACUUCAACCUAGAAGAAAAACAAAGGUCAGAGUUCACAGCUUGUACCAGUAUGUCUAUGAUGAGUGAUACCUCAAAGUAUCACCCACUGAACUUCAGCCUAGAAGAAAAACAAAGGUCAGAGUUCACAGCAAGCACCAGUAUGUCUAUGAGGAGUGAUACCUCAAAGUAUCACCCACCAAACUUCAGCCUAGAAGAAAAAAAAAGGUCAGAGUUCACAGGUGGCAACACUGUGUCUAUUAGGAGUGAUAACUCAAAGUAUCACCCACCUAACUUCAGCCAGGAAGCAAAACAAAGGUCAGAGUUCACAGCAGUCAGCAGCGUGUCUAUGAGGAGUGAUACCUCAAAGUAUCACCCACCUAACUUCAGCCAGGAAGCAAAACAAAGGUCAGAGUUCACAGGUGGCAGCAGUGUAUCUAUGAAGAGUGAUACCUCAAAGUAUAACCCACCUAACUUCAGCCAGGAAGCAAAACAAAGGUCAGAGUUCACAGGUGGCAGCAGUGUGUCUAUGAGGAGUGAUACCUCAAAGUAUAACCCACCUAACUUCAGCCAGGAAGCAAAACAAAGGUCAGAGUUCACAGGUGGCAGCAGCGUGUCUAUGAGGAGUGAUACCUCAAAGUAUAACCCACCUAACUUCAGCCAUGAAGCAAAACAAAGGUCAGAGUUCACAGGUGGCAGCAGUGUAUCUAUGAGGAGUGAUACCUCAAAGUAUAACCCACCUAACUUCAGCCAGGAAGCAAAACAAAGGUCAGAGUUCACAGGUGGCAGCAGUGUGUCUAUGAGGAGUGAUACCUCAAAGUAUAACCCACCUAACUUCAACCAGGAAGAAAAACAAAGCCAGAACUUGAGCUGCUCAGCAUGUGGUCAGAUUCCAAAUACUCUGGUCCUGUUCAAGUGUGGACAUUUAUCAUGCCAACAAUGUAUUGACUCACUACUGGGGUCUGGCUGUCCAAUCUGUGAAGCGAAACCCAAAAAAGUGACAGGGGAUCAGAGUCUCCAAGAACCAAAGAAAAAACUUAGAAAGGCAAUGCAGCAGAAAUUUGAUUUAACAUCUGAGGGUAUCAGAGACCAAAAGAGCCCCCUGAAAAGCAUCUAUACAACACUUUACAUCACCACUCGAGCCCCUGAGGAACUUUCAGGAGAACAUGAGUACUCAAGUCUGAAGUUUGUUUUAAAAAUGAAGCCAUCAGGGGAUUUUUCAGUCCAACUCGAUACCCUCUUCAAACAGUUUGCACACAAAGAUAAACCCCAGAGAAUGAUCCUGACGAAUGGAAUCGCAGGAAUCGGAAAGUCCUUCGCCGUUCAGAAGUUCAUUCUUGACUGGGCAGAAGAAAAAUUCGAACAGGAUGUGGACUUUGUCUUUUUUCUUGCUUUUCGAGAGCUACAUAUGUGCAAGGGAGAGAAAAGCCUUCUGCAGGUUCUGAUUGACUUUCAUCCUUCUCUUCAGCUCAACGAUUUGAAGAGUUUGGAACAAACCAGAACAAUUGUGAUCCUUGAUGGCUUUGAUGAAAGCAGACUUCAGCUGGACUUUGACAACUCCAAAACAAUAACAUCCAUCAGUGAGAGAACAACUGUGGAUAAUCUGCUUGUAAACCUCAUUAAGGGUAACAUUCUUCCAAAUGCAAACAUCUGGAUAACUUCUCGUCCUGCAGCAGCAAAUCAAAUCCCAGCAAAGUAUGUGAACAUGGUGACAGAGAUUAGAGGAUUUAACGAUGCACAGAAAGUCGAAUACUUCAGGAAGAGACUGAGUCCAGAUUUGAGUCUUGCUGAAAGAGUCAUCUCACACAUUCAGUCCUCACAGACUCUUGACAUGAUGUGCCAGAUUCCCAUCUUCUGCUGGAUUUCUGUCAUCUUGUUUCAAGAUGUUUUUAGAGGAGAUGAAGAAGCAGAAACCCCUAAAACUCUGACUGAGAUGAUGGCCCACUUCCUGUUUGUCCAGACAAAACGCAGAUGCAGAAAAUAUGAGAAGAGUGAGACAAGCAAAGAGAAGCUUCUGAAAACUCACAGAGAUUUCCUCCUGAAACUUGGAAAACUUGCAUUUGUUCAGCUGCAGGAGAACAAACUCAUCUUCUAUGAGGACGACUUGAAAGAAUGUGGGAUUGAUGUAGAAGAAGCAUCGGUCUACUCUGGAUUUUGCAACACAGUUCUUCGAAAUGAAGAAAUCUUCUUCCAGAGAAAGAUCUUCUUCUUUGUGCAUCUUACCAUUCAGGAGUUCUUUGCAGCUAUUUAUGUCCAUGAAUGUCUUGCUACCAACACCACUGGAGAUCUGAGCAGUUUUCUUGAUCUGAAGUUAAAGCAUUCUUUACUCGACCUUCUAAAAAAGACAGUGGACAAAGUGUUGGAGAAGAAGAAUGGUCACCUGGACUUUUUCCUGAGAUUCCUCCUUGGCUUGAUGGUGGAAUCCAACAAGAGAGUACUCAACGGUUUGCUGACCCCACUGGAUCCAAAGCAAGAAACGGACAAGAAAAUCUUGACGUACCUUAGAUCCAUCCGAAGAAAGACCCUGUCUCCAGAUAGUUGCAUCAGCAUUUUCCAGACCAUGGUGGAGAUGAGAGACCACAAAGUCAAAGAUGAGAUUGAGGAAUAUCUGAAACUGUCAGAUCAUUCAGAAACGGAGCUGACUCCUCUUCACUGCUCUGCUCUGGCCUUCAUGCUGAUGAUCUCUAAGAAUGAAUUAGAGGAACUGAAUCUGAAGAGUUACAAGACGUCAGAGGAAGGCAGAAGGAGACUGAUACCAGCAGUGAGGAGCAGCAAGAAAGCUGUGUUGAGAGAGUGCAAAGUGACUGAAGAGUGGGUUGAACAUCUGGCCUUUGGUCUCAAGUCCCCAUUCUCACCUCUGCGAGUCCUGGACCUGAGCACCAAUGACUUGAGAGACUCAGGAGUGAAGAAACUUUGUGUUGGACUUUCAAAUUCUUGCUGCAGACUGCAGAAGCUGAGGUUGUCUGGUUGCAUGGUCACAGAAGAAGGCUGUUCUCAUCUGGUCUCGGCUCUGCAGUCAAACCCUUCCCACCUGACAGAUCUGGACUUGAGCUACAACCAUCCAGGAGACUCUGGAAGGAAGAUGCUGUCAGAGCUGAAAGACGAUCCUCGAUAUGCCCUCAACACACUCAAUCUGAAUUACGGUGGAGAACAUCGGAUGAAACCAGGACUCAAGAAGUAUGCCUUUAGGUUCACUCUGGACUCCAACACAGCACACAGGAACCUGCUUCUGUCGGACAUGAACACCAAGGUGACCUGGGUGGAAAACAAGCAGCCAUAUUCUCCUCACCCCGAGAGGUUCGAUCAGCAGUUCCAGGUGAUGUCUGAGCAGGGCGUCCAACACAGCUGCUUCUUUGAGGUGGAGAAGGAGGAGCCCUUCAGCGUCGGCUUAACGUACAAAAGCAUUGAAAGGAAGGGAGAUUCCACCGACAGCAGGCUGGGAUCCAAUGAGAAAUCUUGGAUCAUGUCAUGCACUAAGAGCGGCUGUUAUGUUCGACAUGGAAACGAGGUCUUCCACGUGACGUCCUUAUGUCCACGCUCCAGUCACGUUGGAGUGUUCCUUGAUUGGGAGGCGGGGGAACUGUCCUUCUACAGAGUUUCUAAUGAUAAUCUGACCUUCCUCCACACGUUCCAGGAAUGCUUCAGCGACGCUCUCUAUGCUGCAGUAGAAAUGAACCCUCAGUCCUACGCUCACUUUUGUCACGUAACCUGAUCCUGAUACUCCAUGACCAUGACAGAGACUAAGAAGGUUUAGAAGAUGGAUUGAAGGGAAAUACUCAGUUAUCAUAGUCAACUACCCUCUCCAGCAAACAAAUAGUUUAGUUUGGUUUUAACGGUUAACAGGAAAGUUGUAUUUGCCUGGCUGCAUUUUGCUAAGUGUGGCAUCAGUUUGAGAAGGGGCGAUGGUGGUUAUUUUAGGAGCUGUUCUGGAAGAAGGAAUGUUUCACCGUAACAGAAGAGUUUAGAGAUAUUCCCUUCCUGUUCCAACGUGGCCGUACAUCAGAGAACAUAGAAGGUCCAUUAGGAUAUGGAUGAAGGACCAGACAAACUUGACUUGCUUGCACAGUCCUGACCUCAACCUGAUGGAACCCUUUGGGAUGACUUGGAACAAGACGGAGACAAGUCAACAUCAGAAAUAGAACUUUCAGAGGAGCAAAGGAUGUUAUAGCAGUAAAGGGUGGAUUGAUGGAAAGUUGAACAAAAUGUGACAAAAUAGAGGAAAAUAAGACGGAAACUGUCCCGUAUUCCCAACACGUUCUCAUUCUGAAGUAUAAAGCGUUCCGCGCCACGUUUUGAGGUUUUGGGUGUCCCCAACUUGUUUUUUGACGUCCUGGCUUGUCCAAUUAAAUCAGGGGUCAUUUUGUCAGACACGGUAUCUGACGUGAACCGAACCUCAGGACGCAGCCGGUACCAGUGCCCUAAUCCUAGCCCAGUCUGUGUGUGGUACCGUGUUAAGGUUAGGCUAAGGGUAGCGGUACCGAUUUGUGGCCGGAAGGAUGGAGAGCCUUGAUGCAACUGGAACAGCCAGCUCGUCAAAAACAACGAGUUUGGGACACCCAAAACGCCAAAAAGUGACGCGGAGGGGUCCUUAGCCCAACGUCAACAUGUGAAGACUUAGGAAUGAGAAGGUGUUAAAUCAAUCAUAACAUACAAAGGAAUUCCUGACCCAACACUCCAGUCAAUACUUCCUGAGUUUAGCAGCUUUCUCAAAAUACAAGUGAUCGAGCUCAUGCACGUUACAUGAGGAUUAUUUCAGAUAGCUUUACAUGCUUGUGUGAUGAUGUAAUUGAUUCACUUUGGUUUUACUGCUGUUCUCUGACAUUGUGGUGAAGUCUGUCUUUAGCAUGUUAGCAUCAGUUUUACUUGCAGUGUUUGCUUUCAAGCUAACAAGAAGAUGGAAAUCUAAAUGAUGAAACCCAUUGGCUAAAUUUACAAAUAAUUAUCCAACAUUGAGCAGCCUCAACAAGCAUUUAUAAAAACACAAUAUUUUCAUUAUUAUUUUUUCUUAACUAGCAAGUCAACACUGUUACUCAUUAGCUCUUUAUCAUGAUGUAGUAGGAACUUUCCAUGGUACAGCUGGAAGAAGAGUCGUUCGUUUGGAAUUAGCAAUACAGAUUGGACAACAGACAUUACAAAUGUAAAACUUGAAAGUCCCUAAAUACGUAGACGAUAAACUGGUAAGUAAGCUAGGUUAGCAAAGCCUCUCGCUAAUUAAAAAAAUUGAUUACUGCUGUUUUUUUAUAUUAAAUAUUUUACCAAUUUACAAACUUUGCAAAACUAUUGUUUUUGUAUUGUCAAGUUUUGGUUAAAAAAUGUAUUUUUUUUUUUUUGUUUAAGGGGCUAGCAGUUAACAUAUUAGCCACCUAACAUGCUAAUGUUGACUCAGAAAUGAUAUUUGUUUGAUGGAAAUUAUUUUUUCGCUCAUGUCUGCCAUCGUGUUUCCAGAUUGAAACCCUGUCUUCUGAUUGUUUUUGUUUAUGCAGUUCGUUGAUUAAACUGCUUUUGUUACAAUGUUUUCAUAGUAUUAUUUUACUGGAUCUUUUAUUCCAUUUUGAAGUAUUUAGAUAAGAGUUUACUUCAAGCUUUGCUACAUAACCAUAAUCAGUAAAUUAAAAAAAACUGAGUGCAAACUACUUUUCUUAUUUUGAUUAUCCUUUUUUUGUGUUUUAUCUUUUUACCAAGAAAUGUCAUUGGUUCAUUAAUGUUGGUGUGUUCAACACAUUACAAUAUUUUGCCAUUUCGGGUUUAGUUGCAUUGGUGGAAAAAUCUUUGUAUAAUCAUUAUGUAAAGCUGCAAUAUCUGCUUGAUUUUAUUUUACCAAUAGAUUUUGUACUUAGCUGCUAAAUCUACACUAUAUUAAGUCUGUUUUUGUUGAUGUGUGUUAAUAAAAUGACUCAAACCAUUUAUUUCUUCUUUACACUUUUUCACAAUAAAAUUAUUUUUUUA